CCAAUCCGCCCGGCUGGCUGUGCUCCCUCGGGCUAAUGGCGGCAUUGGCUGCAUCUUUUUACGAAGAUAGAGCAAAAAUUCGACAUGGGUUCUGCUCAUUCUUCAUGCUCUCUCCUUACAACUUCCUCCACUGAACAUUUCUGCUUUCCCCAAUCGCCAAUUUGCGUAUCAAAGUUACGCCCAGCAAAUCAGAAUCAAAUCAGAUCUAUCAAAUUCACUUCUCACUCUUUUCGUUGUUGUUCCUCUCUACAGAAUUUGCCUUCAAGGUGUAAUCAAGUAGGUGAAUUUGAAACCCAAGUGAAGUCUUUGAAAACCAUGGCGGAUAUUCAUGGCAUUGAUCAAGAGUUGCUGAACAAGAUUGUCUAUGACGCUCUUGUUUGGAGUUCUCUACAUGGACUUGUUGUUGGCGAUAAGUCAGUGAAGAGAUCAGGCACAGUACCUGGUGUAGGUUUGGUUCAUUCGCCAAUUGCCUUGUUGCCUGGGUCAUUUCCUGAAACUCAUUGGAAGCAAGCAUGUGAGUUAGUCUCCAUUUUUAAUGAAUUAGUCGAUCGAGUGAGCUUGGAUGGGAAAUUUCUACAGGAAUCAUUAUCCAGAACCAAAAAAGCAGAUGAUUUUACGUCUAGACUUUUAGAUAUUCAUUCCAAGAUGCUUCAGAUGGACAAAAAAGAGGAAAUUCGCCUGGGUUUACAUCGCUCAGAUUAUAUGCUUGAUGAGAAAACCAAAUUACUUCUUCAAGUAGAGCUCAACACCAUAUCAUCUUCUUUUGCUGGACUUAGUCAAAUAGUCAGUAAACUUCAUAGUGACUUACUUGAUCAAUAUGGGGAAGUCCUUGGAUUAGACUCUAGAAUGAUUCCUGAAAAUAAUUCCGGUAAGCAGUUUGCUGAGGCAUUGGCCAAAGCUUGGACCGAAUAUAACAACCCAAGUACUGUUAUUAUGAUUGUUGUUCAAGCCGAGGAACGCAACAUGUAUGAUCAACAUUGGCUUUCUGUUCAUUUGAGGAAAAGACAUAAUGUCAAGACUAUUCGGAAGACACUGGCAGAAAUCGAUAGGGAGGGAGAACUUCAAUCUGAUGGAACACUCCUUGUAGAUGGCCAAGCAGUUGCAGUUGUGUACUUCAGGGCUGGAUAUACGCCUAUUGACUAUCCUUCUGAAACGGAAUGGGCAGCUAGGUUACUUGUGGAGCAGUCAUCUGCAGUCAAAUGCCCGUCCAUAUCUUACCAUUUAGCGGGCACCAAAAAAAUUCAGCAGGAACUGGCAAAACCAAAUGUACUUGAAAGGUUCCUUGACAAUAAAGAGGAUAUUGCCAAGAUAAGGAAAUGCUUUGCAGGGUUGUGGAGUUUAGAUGACAAAGAUAUCGUAAAAAAAGCCAUCGAAGCACCAGACCUAUUCGUUAUGAAGCCGCAAAGAGAAGGCGGAGGGAACAAUAUCUAUGGCGAUGAUGUGAGGAAAACCCUUGUAAGAUUGCAGAAGGAAGGGAAUGUAGAAGAUGCUGCUUACAUUCUUAUGCAGAGGAUAUUCCCAUCUGUUUACCCGACAAUUUUUGUUCGAGAUGGGAUUUGUCAUAAGGAUCACGCAAUUUCAGAGCUCGGUAUAUUUGGCGCUUACUUAAGGUAUGCAACUCACUUAUCUACAACUUCUUUGAGAUUAUCUGAUGCUAACCUACUUUACUCUAUUUUUUUUCUUGUUCUGCUCUUUUCAGUCAACCAUGGUGUGACUUUGAGAAUUCUGUUAGGAAGAUACUUUUAAAUGAAAUAUUUAGUAGAGGCAUUAGCUGAAAUUAAAGAAAUUGAACGGAAAACUGGUUGGUUCGGUUGGUUUGAAGUAUAUUUUUCAGUUACUUUGGAUUCAAGUUACAGUAAAUUCCUUAAAAGAGAACACUUAAGACUUGAAGCAGCCGUUAAAAGAGGAACAGAGGGUCUGAAGGCUAUAAAUAACAAGCAAAGAGAACACUUAAGACUUAAAGCAGCCGUUGAAAGAACAGAGGGGCUGAAGGCUAUAAAUAACAAGCAGCCACCAACAGCCUAAACACAGCCUACAUCAGUUCUUUUCCCUCCUAGACAAGGAAACUGACCCGCUUACGCUGUGAUGUCCCACAUUGGUUAGGGAGGAGAACAAACCACCAUUUAUAAGGG
This is a messenger RNA of Cucurbita maxima (winter squash), 2132 nucleotides long. Its product is annotated as glutathione synthetase, chloroplastic-like. NCBI's taxonomy places the organism in Eukaryota, Viridiplantae, Streptophyta, Magnoliopsida, Cucurbitales, Cucurbitaceae. Bases 85 to 1746 code for a protein of 553 amino acids. Gene Ontology annotation, molecular function: glutathione synthase activity; ATP binding; glutathione binding. Gene Ontology annotation, biological process: glutathione biosynthetic process. The record is from RefSeq and is a predicted model, not a curated record. The transcript is spliced from 12 exons. Gene Ontology annotation, cellular component: cytosol.